GCUGCUGCUGCUGCUUCCCUGGCAUCCCCCCGGGUUGCUUUCAGGCGGCUGGCCGUGCGCUCCUGGCACUCUUCUGCCGCCUCCUCUUCGGCAUGGGCAGAGGAUCUGCUUCGUCGCAUGGACAAGCGUGACACCUGGGACCGCUUCUAUUUCGAGAAAGGGGCUAGCGGCCCCCGACAUUUUGACUGGUUCUUCGGCUACGGAGACGUCUCAGGGUUGCUGCUGUCCACUCUGCGGGGUCUGCCCUCGGGCGAGGCCCGAAUACUGGAUGUCGGCUGCGGCACUUCGGCCUUGGGCUUGGGGCUGUAUCGAGACUCCCCCCGCCAGCUCCACAUUUCAUGCUUGGAUUUCUCCCCUCUAGCCCUGGACUCCCUACGCCAGCUGCUCCGGGACAGUCCCCCUCCACGGCACCCGCUUUCCCAACUGUGCUGCCAUCUGGCUGAUGCCACUGACUUGAGAGACACUUUUGAAUCAGGCUCUUUCCACCUGGUACUGGACAAGGGGACCUGUGAUACAUUGCUUCGGUGCCUGCAAGGGCCGGGCCAAGCCAAGCAGUUAGUGGCAGAAUGCCUGAGGGUGCUGAGGCCCGGGGGCAAGGUUCUUCAGUUCUCUGAUGAGGACCCGAAUGCCAGGGUACCGUUCUUGGAACAGGCUGGGGGUGUGAACGUAACUGUAGCAGAGAUCGGGCGCAUUAAUGGCAUUUGCUACUACGUCUACACGCUUGAUCAGAGACUCCUGGACUCAACGAACAGCAGGGAGCAAAGUCCAGAAGGAAAAGGGCUCAAAAUGGGACCUGAUGGCUUGGCUUAA
Molecule: messenger RNA, 810 nt
Organism: Euleptes europaea (tarantolino)
Lineage: Eukaryota; Metazoa; Chordata; Lepidosauria; Squamata; Sphaerodactylidae
Gene: CSKMT
Product: citrate synthase lysine methyltransferase
Exons: 2
Source: RefSeq, a predicted model, not a curated record